AUGGUUACUUCAAGUGUGAGUGAGGAGGGUAAAUCGUUCGUUUCUCUUAACCUUGGAUUGACAAUCGCGCUCGCUAAUAAGAGAGUGGUAGUCAUGGAGUUUGACCUUAGAAAACCUAAAUUGUCCGAGCGUUUGGGAUUACCACGUGAUGGCGGUAUUAGUGGUUACCUGGCCGGUAUGGUCGGUUUAGACAAAGUAAUUAAGCCUUCCGGUGUACAUGACAAUUUGUAUAUAGCUAAUUGUGGGCCGAUGCCGCCGAACCCUGGUGAACUGAUCUUAUUACCUAAGACAAAACAACUGAUUGACGAUCUUCAGGAAAUGUUUGACCUGGUGAUUAUUGAUACCGCACCAAUCGGCCUAGUAUCAGAUGCAUUGACUUUAUCUCAGCAUGCGGGUGUGAACCUAUUUAUUACUCGUCAGGCAAGGACUAUUAAAGAGCAUAUACGAAUGCUGAAUAAUUUAAGUGCUGAUGGGAAAAUUAAGAAUGUUGCAUUGAUCUUUAAUGGCGUUGACCACGUACAGAAAUACGGUUACGGCUAUGGUUACGGUUAUGGUUAUGGUUAUGGCUACGGUUACGGAAAUGGAAGUGGUUAUUAUGAAGAGAGCAAAAAAACUAAGAAAAAAGGCAUAUUAGGAAAGUUUCGUAAAACUGAUUAA
Molecule: messenger RNA, 657 nt
Organism: Ostertagia ostertagi
Lineage: Eukaryota; Metazoa; Nematoda; Chromadorea; Rhabditida; Trichostrongylidae
Source: the annotation of a GenBank genome assembly